This is a messenger RNA of Amborella trichopoda, 4366 nucleotides long. Its product is annotated as extra-large guanine nucleotide-binding protein 3. The record is from RefSeq and is a predicted model, not a curated record. Lineage: Eukaryota; Viridiplantae; Streptophyta; Magnoliopsida; Amborellales; Amborellaceae. Gene Ontology annotation, biological process: adenylate cyclase-modulating G protein-coupled receptor signaling pathway. Gene Ontology annotation, molecular function: G-protein beta/gamma-subunit complex binding; guanyl nucleotide binding; GTPase activity. Gene Ontology annotation, cellular component: heterotrimeric G-protein complex; cytoplasm.
UUUAUUCUCUCUCUACCCAUCUCUGAACUUUCUCUCUCUAUCCGCGCUGCUUUCUCUUUCUCUCUCUACACUUUUAUCCGCUGUCUGGCUAACUGCUCUCUGUUUCUCUCUCUACGAAUCCGACACUUUAUUGUCUCUCUAAUCUCUCUCUACUCGUAACUCUCUUCUCUCUCUAAACCGACAAUCUCUCUCUGAAACCCGACAAGAGAGUUGCAGAGAGCUUUAAUGGCGGAUGGGCCCCCCUCUGAGCUCAGAGUCAUUGACUGGCAACAAUAAACCCGGGUACACUCUCUCCAAUUUAUGCCUCCUAUCUUCGUCUUCCGUUUCCGUCUCUGUUUCCGAGACCUUACCUAACGCUCUGAAACCCUAGGUUCCUGCAACGUUUGUUUCAGAUUGGAUGUUUUGGUAUUGCCUGUGAAACCCUAGAGUCGGUGUCUGUAAGUUGUUGCUUGCUUGGUUUAUAAAGGUCCAAUUUUCUCUAAUAACGGACGCUAUAACCUGGUACAAUCGCUCCAUUUUAUGCAUCUAGUCUUCUUUUUCUCCCAUUCUGAAAUCGUAUCUCUUUGUUUCAGAUUCGACGUAUAGUUUAUUCUGAAACCCUAGGUUUGUAAUAUGAGCUCUCUCGUGCUGGUGCAUCUGUUUCUAAGACUGUAGUUUGCUUUCAGUAGAUCCUUUUGGUUUACUGAUCUGCUUUGGGAUCAACUUCGUGAACUCCAACUUCCAUUUUUUGACUAUAAAUUCGUAGUUUCUGCUUCCAAUUUGUGAUCUUUUUCAUUCAGGUUGUUCUUUUUUUUGUUUCAGUAGCUUUAUUACUGAAGCACUGGUUCACUUCAAUAAGUUUGAUUCAUCCUUUGAGAUUCAAAUUGAUGUGUCCUCCCUAUUUGCGUAAAUUUCUAUUAAUCCCUCUUUUUUAUUUAUUGGCUCUACUAUGAAAAGAAAUUGUCACUGUGCCUCUAAAAACUUGAUUUGUUCUCUUGAUUUUUAUUAUCUGUUUAUGUUCUGUAGCUAUGUCCUUUGUUAAGUUACAGAGAUCCUAGAGGUUAAUGACAUCGCGAUUCUGAACCUUAAUUCUCAUCAAAUAUAUUUUCAGCUCAGUUUGCUUAUAUGGAUGUUAUAUCACAGACCCUAGGUUUACUCAAUUCUCAUAUAUAGGAAAGUAUAUUUUUAUACCUACAUUACACUAAAGGCGGGUCCUUUUGGUCUGAACCUUCAUUUUAAGUGUUUACAGAAGUUCUAAGUAACAGGAUGAGUAACUUUUGGAGAACAUAGAUUGCCAAGAACCGUAGCUUGCAGUAAAGUGGAACAUGGCCAUUUGUCUUGAAACUACCAACCAUUCCCUGGUGAUCAUUUAGUCCAAUUCUUUUCCCUGAUUGUUUGAUCACCAAAUUAUAGAAACCCUAGAUCAGUUAAAAAACCCACAUUUGCAGGAACUACGGGUUGUUGAAACCGUAGGUUUCAGUAAUGGCUGAGGAGAAAGAUGAGAAGACAUGGGAAGGGUUCCUGAAAAAAAUGCUCCCCCAUGGUGCUUCAUUACCAGAUCAUGAACGGUUGGAUUACUCCAUAGCCAUGGAGUAUCAGGGUCCUCCUGUUCCCUAUGACCCCCCAAAGGUUGAACCAUUAGACAUGAGCUCUGCAACUAUUCCUCCUGCUUCAUUAGCCGAAUCCUCACCUGUGGCCAUUGUCGAACCGAUCUCUCUACCAGUGAGACCAUCCAUUUCAAAUUUAGCAGUUAAAUCUCACACUGACCAUGAAUCAGUUGAAGAAGAAUCGUUUAGCCCCAGCGUAUUAACCAGUCUUCCUUCCCCUUCUGCUUCUGGUUCUUCCCAUAGCUACCAUGAAAGCCCCUAUGAACCCCAAAUUGAAGCGAAGAGAACAGCAGUCGUGACCUUCAACACGUUAGAUGAAUCCGAAAAGUCCAGUAUCGGGUCUCCUUCAAUUGAAAGAGGGGUUGAUUAUAGCAAACAUUCAAGGAAAGACAGGAAGAGAGGGGUGUGUAGUCGAUGUGGAAAGAAAAACAGGUUCAAGGAGAGGGAAUCUUGUCUGGUAUGUGACUCAAAGUAUUGCAGUAACUGCGUGCUUAAAGCCAUGGGAUCGAUGCCUGAGGGGCGAAAGUGUGUGAGCUGCAUAGGGAAACCCAUUGAUGAAUCAAAGAGGUCAAAUCUUGGAAAGUGCUCGAGGAUGUUAGGUCACCUUUGCAGUCCAUUAGAGGUCAGGCAAAUGAUGAAGGCAGAGAAGGAGUGCUUGGCAAAUCAGCUCCGGCCUGAGCAGCUUUUUGUGAAUGGCAGGCCUCUUAGACAAGAGGAAUUAGCUGAAAUUCUUGGAUGUCCGAUGCCACCACCAAAGUUGAAGCCUGGGAGGUACUGGUAUGACAAGGACUCGGGACUCUGGGGAAAGGAAGGUGAGAAGCCUGAUUGGAUCAUAAGUUCUAAACUGAAUGUUGGGGGCAAGCUUCGUUCUGAUGCAAGCAAUGGAAACACUGAAGUAUACAUUAAUGGCCGGGAGAUCACGAAAGUAGAGCUCAGGGUCCUGAAGCUGGCCAAGGUGCAGUGCCCUAGGGAUACUCAUUUUUGGGUUUAUGAGGAUGGAUCAUAUGAGGAAGAAGGCCAGAAUAACAUAAAGGGGAACAUCUGGGGAAAGGCAUCAACCCGGCUCCUUUGUUCAUUAUUAUCAUUGCCUGUACCACAUGGAGUUUCUAAUGGGUCAAGAGAGGAAUCAACUAAUCAUUCUAGCAGGUCUGUCCCAGAGUAUUUGGAGCAGAGAAUUGUUCAGAAACUCCUGUUACUUGGACUUCAGGGUUCCGGAACUAGCACUAUAGUCAAGCAGGCAAAAUUUUUAUAUGGGUGCCGAUUCUUACAAGAAGAAGUGCAGAAUAUCAAGCUAAUGAUUCAAAGCAACCUGUAUAAAUAUCUUGGAAUCUUGCUUGAAGGGCGAGAGAGAUUUGAAGAAGAGGCAUUGAAUGAAACAAAUAUAUCUGGUUCACCUCAUCAAAUUCCCAGCACAGGGGGACAUGUGGUAAAUGAAAGUCAUCAGUGCAUCUAUUCCAUCAACCCAAGGUUGAAGCAUUUUUCUGAUUGGCUUCUCGACAUUAUGGCUAUGGGGGAUUUGGAUGCAUUCUUUCCUGCUGCAACUCGGGAGUAUGCCCCACUUGUUGAAGAAGUUUGGAGGGACCCUGCCAUCCAGGAGACAUACAAGCGAAGAGAUGAACUGCACUUUCUCCCUGAUGUGGCUCACUACUUCUUAGAGCGAGCUGUAGAGGUAUCAAGUAAUGAAUAUGAACCUUCAGAAAGAGACAUAUUAUAUGCUGAAGGAGUCAACCAGAGCAACGGGCUUGCCUUUGUUGAAUUCUCAUUGGAUGAUCGGAGUCCCAUGUCCGAGCCAUACAAUGAGAACUUUGAGGGUCCACCGCCCUUAUCCAGAUUCCAGAUAAUCAGAGUUAGUGCAAAAGGCCUGAAUGAGAGAUGUAAAUGGCUUGAGAUGUUCGAGGACAUCCGAGCCUUAGUUUUCUGUGUGGCCCUCAGCGAUUACGACCUCAUGUGGACUGAUGGCCCUGCCCCUCUUCGUAACAAGAUGAUGGUGAGCAAAGAGCUAUUUGAAAAUGUGGUAAGGCACCCAUCUUUUCGAGACACUCCCUUUGUUCUCAUCCUUAACAAAUAUGAUGCCUUUGAGGAGAAGAUCAAUAAGGUUCCCCUAACAGUUUGUGAAUGGUUCGAGGACUUCUCUCCGGUGAAGCCCCACAAUAGCAGCCAGUCUUUAGCCCACCAGGCCUACUACUAUGUGGCCAUGAAGUUCAAGGACUUAUACGCUUCUAUUAGUAACCGAAAGCUCUUUGUGUGGCAAGCGAAGGCCAGAGAGAGAAAAACAGUUGAUGAGGCAUUCAAAUACAUAAGGGAGGUUUUGAAAUGGGAUGAUGAGAAGGAUGUGAACUAUGGAGUUGGGGAUGAUUCAUUUUACAGUACGGAUGUGAGCUCCUCUCCUUAUGUGAGGCAAGAUUGAGGUGGAUGUUGAGAGAGAGAGUGAGAGAACCUUAAGGUUUGUACAGUAACGAGAGAGAUCGAAGGCUAGGACCCUCUGUGAGCAGUUUUCAUUUGUUAUUUGUUGAGAGAGAGGGGGCUUCGAGCAGUUGGAACCCCCAGUUUGGUGAAUAAUGGGUCCUAGAUUUUUGGGAGAUUGAAGUCUCCUAGGGAUUUGGAGGGCUUUUAAAAAAGCCAGAUAAGACUUUUAGGAACGAAGCCCUAACAGGGGUUCUGAAUGUGUGCUUAUGGGGGGCGACCUGGUGUUUUUGUACAUUGUGGGAUUACUUGUUUGGUUUUUUGUACUGGAAUGUUGUUUGACUGUCGAAAAUAAAUUAUUUUAUUUGUUUUUCCUU